This is a messenger RNA of Saccostrea cuccullata (small rock oyster), 825 nucleotides long. RefSeq lists its product as uncharacterized. The record is from RefSeq and is a predicted model, not a curated record. NCBI's taxonomy places the organism in Eukaryota, Metazoa, Mollusca, Bivalvia, Ostreida, Ostreidae. The coding region runs from base 28 to 822 and encodes 264 amino acids. The transcript has 5 exons.
GUUAGCAUUGAAACAAGCAAUUAACAGAUGAUGGCGUUUUAUGUAAUCCUUGUGUUCCUUCUUCAUGUUGCAAACGGAGAUACUCAGAACGGAAGUUGUAAAGACAUGUUACAGGGUUAUCUAACAGGACAACUGUCGUCUGCUCUAGGUGUAUAUCAGGUAGAAGCUUUGAGGCGGGAAUUCAAAAGCUUCACCGACGUCAUGGAGGAAUCGAUGAAAAAGUUCCAGCAGGCAGUGAAUGCUAGCUUACAGGAUGAAGGUGUGAGAAACAGAAUGGUCGAGUACACAAGAUGGGGAAAGAGGACAUGUCCCUCUAACGCAGUCUUAGUUUACUCAGGAUUCGUUGGAGGAUCAUAUUAUACUCAUUCAGGAGCGGCUGUAGAUCCUCUUUGUUUACCUAGAGAUCCAGAGUGGGGAAUGUACGUGGAUGGGAACAAUGGAAAUAGGGCUUAUGUGUAUGGAGCAGAGUAUGAAACACAUGACUUCAACAAAGGCCCUUUUACAUCACUUAUUCACCAUGACGUUCCUUGUGCUGUUUGUCUUGUUAAAAAUAGAUCCGUUGUUAAAAUAUUUCCAGCUAGGAAAACCUGCUUUGAAGGCUGGACACUGGAGUACCAGGGUUACCUUAUGACUGGGUACCAUGGACAUGCAGCUGGUACAACAUACAAGUGUGUUGACGAGAAUCCAGACACUUUACAUGGCGGCCAUGCGGAUAAAAAUGGCUACCUAUUCUUUUUUGUAGAAGGCCGUUGUGGUUCGUUGAAAUGUCCACCAUAUGUUGAAGGAAGAGAACUAGUGUGUGCUGUCUGUUCUAAAAAGUGAAAA